UCUAAAUUCUAACAUGGAGCAAAGGAAGGGUUUGAGAUUGAUACUGUUUCCAAUGCCCCUUCAAGGCCAUUUAAACCCCAUGCUAGAACUGGCCAACCUUCUUCACCACAAAGGAUUCUCCAUAACCAUCAUCCACACCCAAUUCAACUCUCUCAACCCUUCAACCUAUCCACACUUCACCUUCCACUCAAUUCCUGUUGCCUUAUCUCAAGCUGAGGCCUCCACAAGCGAUAUUUUGGCGUUUAUUUCUCUUCUCAAUGUUAAGUGUUCUGAACCCUUCAGAGAAUGCUUGGCUAGGUUGCUAUCAGAUAAUCAGGAGCCUGUUGCUUGCUUGAUCUCUGACCUUCUGUUUCACUUCACUCAACCUGUUGCUGAGAGCCUUAAGCUCCCAAGGAUUCUAUUAAGGACUUCAGCUGCCUUUUCCUUUGUUGCUUAUGCUGCAUUUCCACUUCUGCUGGAAAAGGGUUACCUCCCCAUACAAGAUUCUCAACUAGAAGAACCAGUUAUAGAGCUUCCACCUCUCAAAGUCAAAGACCUUCCGGUGCUCAAAACUAUGGAGCCAGAAAAAUACUAUGAACUAGUGUCAGGCCUGAAGAAAGAAACUGAGGCCUCAGAUGGGAUCAUUUUCAAUACUUUUGAGGACCUUGAAGGAAAUUCACUGGCCACAAUUCGCCAAGAAUUCAACAUCCCAAUUUUCCCAAUAGGCCCAUUUCACAAGUGCUUCCCUGCAGCCUCUUCUUCUUCGUCAAGUAGCAGCUUAUUAUCACAAGACCAAAGCUGCAUUCCAUGGCUAAACUCCCAAGCACCAAAAUCUGUCAUCUAUGUCAGCUUUGGAAGCAUUGCUGCAAUAAGUGAAGCCCAAUUUUUGGAGAUGGCUUGGGGGCUAGCCAACAGCAACCAACCCUUUUUGUGGGUGAUCCGACCCGGAUUAGUCCAUGGGUCGGAGUGGCUUGAACCACUGCCAAGUGGGUUCUUAGAGGCCUUGAAUGGGAGGGCCCACAUUGUGAAAUGGGCUCCACAAAAGGAGGUGCUGGCCCACCCAGCUGUUGGAGUGUUUUGGACUCACAAUGGUUGGAAUUCUACAUUGGAGAGCAUUUGUGAGGGGGUCCCUAUGAUUUGCAUGCCAUGUCUCAGUGAUCAAAUGGCGAAUGCAAGAUGUGUAAGUGAUGUUUGGAAAGUAGGGUUACAGUUGGAGCAUCGGAUGAAAAGAGGUGAGAUUGAAACAACAGUUAGGAAAAUAAUGGUGGAGAAAGAAGGGGAGGAGAUUAGAGAGAGAAUCUUCAAGCUAAUGGACAAGGCAAAUGUUUGCAUCAAACAAGGUGGCUCUUCAUACCAAUCCUUGGAGGCCUUGGUUAAGCACAUUUUGUCAUUAGAAAAAUGA
Molecule: messenger RNA, 1381 nt
Organism: Prunus avium (sweet cherry)
Lineage: Eukaryota; Viridiplantae; Streptophyta; Magnoliopsida; Rosales; Rosaceae
Product: UDP-glycosyltransferase 76F1-like
Molecular function (GO): quercetin 3-O-glucosyltransferase activity; quercetin 7-O-glucosyltransferase activity
Source: RefSeq, a predicted model, not a curated record